Pieris rapae (cabbage white) is the source of this 10116-nucleotide messenger RNA. It is a transcript of the gene cac, whose product is annotated as voltage-dependent calcium channel type A subunit alpha-1. Gene Ontology annotation, cellular component: voltage-gated calcium channel complex; membrane. Bases 54 to 5729 code for a protein of 1891 amino acids. The transcript has 43 exons. Gene Ontology annotation, biological process: chemical synaptic transmission; calcium ion import across plasma membrane. The record is from RefSeq and is a predicted model, not a curated record. Lineage: Eukaryota; Metazoa; Arthropoda; Insecta; Lepidoptera; Pieridae. Gene Ontology annotation, molecular function: high voltage-gated calcium channel activity; calcium ion binding.
GUUUUUAGUUUGAAUGUGAUUUAAUACUAGUUUAAGUAAAUAGUGAAUACAAAAUGUUGGCGGCAGCGCAGGAGGCGGCGGGCGCGCAGGGACGCGCGGCGCCAGCUGAUACGAUGGGCGGCGCCCACCAGCCCGCUACUCCGGGGCCAAGCUCGCUUUUUAUAUUCUCCGACGAAAAUCCUAUACGGAGGUAUACAAAGUUCAUUAUCGAGUGGCCACCCUUUGAGUACGCGGUGCUGCUUACCAUCAUCGCCAACUGUGUGGUGCUGGCGUUGGAGGAGCAUCUGCCGAACGGCGAUAAGACCAUCUUAGCACAGAAUCUGGAAAAGACCGAGGCGUACUUUUUAGGGAUAUUUUGUGUAGAAGCCUCGUUAAAAAUUUUAGCCUUAGGUUUUGUUUUACACAGAGGAUCGUAUCUUAGAAACGUUUGGAACAUAAUGGAUUUUUUCGUUGUAGUAACUGGUAUCAUCACGCAGAUGCCGGAGGUGGCGCCCGAAGUCGACUUCCGGACCUUGCGUGCCAUUAGGGUGCUGAGGCCCCUUAAAUUAGUAUCGGGCGUUCCUAGUCUACAAGUUGUAUUGAAGUCCAUCAUCAAAGCAAUGGCCCCGUUGCUACAAAUCGGCCUUUUGGUGCUUUUUGCAAUUGUCAUAUUCGCCAUUAUUGGUCUUGAAUUUUACUCAGGGGCUUUACAUAAGACUUGUUAUAGUUUAGAGGAUAUAAAUGAAAUAGUAAAUGAUGGAGACACUCCAACACCAUGCAAUGCAGAUAAUGAGACACUUGCUCCGUACGGUGCGCAUGUGUGUGCCUACGACAAAAGCACGUGUCUGGAGAAAUGGGAAGGACCUAACAGAGGAAUUACGUCCUUUGACAACAUUGGAUUCGCUAUGCUUACUGUCUUCCAGUGUAUUACUAUGGAGGGAUGGACAGCUAUACUCUACUGGACGAAUGACGCCUUAGGUAGCACAUUUAACUGGAUUUACUUUGUGCCUCUAAUAGUAUUGGGUUCAUUCUUCAUGCUCAACUUAGUUCUCGGUGUUCUUAGCGGUGAGUUUGCUAAAGAAAGAGAGAAAGUAGAAAAUAGACAAGAAUUUCUUAAAAUAAGAAGACAACAAAUGCUGGAGAGAGAACUCAAUGGUUACGUUGAGUGGAUUUGUAAAGCAGAGGAAGUAAUAUUAGCGGAAGAAAGAACAACAGAAGAAGAAAGAAUGCAUAUUAUAGAAGCCCGAAGAAGAGCAGCAGCAAAAAAGAAGUUAAAGAACUUAGGGAAAAGUAAAAGCACAGAUACAGAAGAGGAAGAACAGGAUGAAGACUGUGGCGAUGACGUUCCAAAGAAAAAGCAAGGGUUCUUGAAAAGCAAAACAAGAUCAGCAGGAAAAUGCGCUGACUUCUGGAGGAAAGAAAAAAGAUUUAGGUUUUGGAUCCGACACACCGUCAAAACUCAGUGGUUUUACUGGUUCGUCAUAGUUUUGGUGCUCUUUAAUACGAUAUGUGUAGCGGUUGAGCACUAUAGACAACCAAAGUGGCUUACUUCGUUUUUAUACUAUGCCGAAUUUGUGUUCUUGGGGCUGUUCAUGAUGGAAAUGUGGAUCAAAAUGUAUGCUCUCGGUCCACGAAUUUACUUCGAAUCAUCGUUUAACCGCUUCGAUUGCGUAGUCAUAUCUGGCUCCAUAUUCGAAGUGGUUUGGUCCGAAGUAAAGGGAGGCUCGUUUGGUCUGUCAGUUCUAAGGGCUCUUAGAUUGUUAAGGAUAUUUAAGGUCACAAAAUACUGGUCAUCUCUGAGAAACCUUGUGAUAUCUCUUCUAAAUUCGAUGAGAUCCAUUAUCUCUCUAUUGUUUCUUCUCUUCUUGUUCAUUCUCAUCUUCGCAUUGUUGGGAAUGCAGUUAUUUGGCGGUCAAUUUAAUUUCGAGGAAGGCACGCCACCUACAAACUUCAAUACAUUUCCAAUCGCAUUACUUACCGUCUUCCAGAUCCUAACGGGGGAGGAUUGGAAUGAAGUUAUGUAUCACGGUAUCCAAUCCCAAGGUGGCAUACAAAAAGGAAUGUUGUAUUCUUUAUACUUUGUUAUCCUCGUGCUAUUUGGUAACUACACGUUGCUAAACGUGUUUCUUGCCAUCGCUGUUGACAACUUGGCGAAUGCACAGGAAUUGACAGCAGCUGAAGAAGAACAGGUCGAGGAAGACAAGGAGAAACAAUCGCAGGAAUUGGAGAAAGAAAUGGACGCUUUACACGCGAUUGACGGAACUCCAAGUGGAGACAAACUUCCGGCAUCAGCUAGGAAGAAGGAAGAAAAGAAAGAGGAUGAGGAAGUACCGGAUGGACCAAAACCAAUGCUGCCAUAUUCGUCCAUGUUUAUUUUGUCACCUACAAAUCCAAUAAGACGAGGCGCACACUGGAUUGUAAAUUUAAGAUAUUUUGAUUUUUUUAUCAUGUUAGUUAUAUGUAUGAGUUCUGUGGCGUUAGCAGCAGAGGACCCUGUAGUCGAAGAUAGUGAUAGAAAUACUGUGCUAAACUACUUUGACUACGCUUUCACGGGCGUGUUUACCGUGGAGAUGUUGCUGAAGAUAGUCGAUCUCGGCAUCCUGUUCCACCCAGGCGCCUAUCUGCGGGACCUGUGGAAUAUCAUGGAUGCCGCUGUCGUCAUAUGCGCACUCGUUAGUUUCGGCUUUGAAAUUGGAGGUGUAAAGAAGGGGGCGGGGCAGAAUCUGUCCACCAUAAAAUCGUUAAGAGUGUUGAGAGUGCUCAGACCUUUAAAAACUAUUAAACGUGUUCCAAAGUUAAAAGCAGUGUUUGACUGUGUUGUGAACUCUUUGAAAAACGUGAUAAACAUUCUCAUAGUGUACAUAUUGUUUCAAUUCAUAUUUGCUGUAAUUGCAGUUCAACUUUUUAAUGGUAAAUUUUUUUUCUGCAACGAUAUCAGUAAGAAUACCUUCGAAGACUGCCAAGGGUCGUAUUUCGUGUACGAGUCAAACAGCCUGCUGCCGCGCGUGAGCAAGCGACAGUGGACGACACAAUCCUUUCACUAUGACAAUGUCGCAUCGGCCAUGCUCACGCUUUUCGCGGUACAGACCGGAGAAGGAUGGCCACAAGUGCUUCAAAACUCAAUGGCCGCGACGUAUGAAGAUCGGGGACCUAUACAGAAUUUUCGAAUAGAAAUGUCCAUAUUUUAUAUAGUUUACUUUGUAGUGUUUCCGUUCUUCUUCGUUAACAUAUUCGUAGCUUUGAUUAUUAUUACAUUUCAAGAACAGGGUGAAGCUGAGUUACAAGAUGGCGAAAUCGAUAAGAAUCAGAAAUCGUGUAUUGACUUUACCAUAGAAGCGAGGCCUUUAGAAAGGUAUAUGCCAAGUAAAAGGGGGAGCCUUAAGUACAAAGUAUGGAGAGUAGUCGUCUCCACACCCUUUGAGUACUUCAUCAUGGCACUGAUCGUGCUUAAUACAUUAUUGCUUAUGAUGAAGUUUCACGAGGCUCCACCGAUCCUCAUGGACGUGUUAACAGUCAUGAACAUAGUAUUUACGUUCUUCUUCCUACUCGAGACCGUUCUGAAGUUAAUUGCGUUCGGAUGUACGAAUUUUUUCAAAGAUCCGUGGAAUACUUUUGAUUUCAUAACGGUCAUUGGAAGUAUUAUUGACGCCCUAAUCAUGGAAUUUGGAAGCGAACUGGGCGAAAACUGUGCUGACAUUUCCUGUCAGCAGGAAAACACAUUCAACGUUGGUUUCCUUCGCCUGUUCCGAGCCGCGCGACUGAUCAAGUUGCUCCGACAGGGUUACACCAUUCGAAUACUGUUGUGGACUUUCGUGCAGAGUUUCAAAGCCUUACCCUACGUGUGCCUUCUCAUCGCGAUGUUAUUUUUCAUCUACGCAAUCAUCGGAAUGCAGGUGUUCGGAAAUAUAGAUUUAGCGGCAGAGUCUGAUAUGAACAGACACAACAAUUUUCGGAGCUUUAUUCAAGCUCUCAUGUUACUAUUUAGGUGUGCUACGGGUGAAUCCUGGCCAAAUAUAAUGUUGGCCUGUUUAAAGCCUGCCAAAUGUGAUAAAGAAGCCGGGAAGUCACCGUCCGAGAUGUGUGGCAGUACACUUGCGUACGCCUACUUCGUGUCAUUUAUAUUUUUCUGUUCCUUUCUGAUGUUGAAUCUUUUCGUUGCUGUCAUUAUGGAUAAUUUCGAUUACUUAACAAGGGAUUCAUCCAUUCUCGGAGCGCAUCAUCUAGACGAAUUUGUUAGGAUAUGGGCUGAAUAUGACCCAAAUGCCACGGGGAAGAUCCACUAUACAGAAAUGUAUGAUAUGUUAAAAAAUAUGGAUCCGCCGCUGGGGUUUGGAAACAAAUGUCCCAAUAGAUUAGCAUAUAAAAAAUUAAUUAGGAUGAAUAUGCCAUUAGAUGAAGAAGGAAAAGUAAAUUUUACGACAACGCUGUUUGCAUUAAUUCGAGAGAAUCUUAGUAUAAAAAUGAGAACAGCUGAAGAAAUGGACCAAGCCGAUGAAGAACUUAGGGAAACAAUAACCCGGAUUUGGCCGCUGCAAGCGAGGAAAAUGUUGGACCUGUUAGUUCCUCGUAGCGAUGUCUUGAAUGGAAGAAACCUAACCGUUGGAAAAAUCUAUGGCGGUCUCCUCAUCCUCGAGAGUUGGAAGUCCACUAGGUUUGGCCAGAAUGAACCCACUGGUUUGCCGGCAUUCAGCGAGAAUAGCCCUACUGCCAAUCAGCCGAAGGCGUCCUUCUUUAACUGCUUGCUCGACGUGGCGGCAACGGGCCUGGGCCACGGAUCUCGGACAGGCUCCUUAAGUCAAGAAGGACAACCAAUUACUGUUCCUACAACGGAAGGUGAUGACACGCAUACAAUAAUGGACCUUGCCAGAAGAAGUACAAGGAAACCCCACAAAAACAACAACAAAAAGGUGUUAGAAUUACAAGAUGUUGGAUCUCACCAUGCUUCCAUGGAGUCUUUAGACGAAGGAAGACUACAAGCAAGUCAUGUCUAUCAAAAUGGACACCACGGAAGAUCAUCUAGUUUAAGACGCACACCAAGUCCUAGAAGACGACAUUACGGAGGUUAUCAUCAUGAAAUCGGUUUCUCUGACACCGUCAAUAAUGUCGUCGAGAUAGUAAAACAUGAACAUCAAAGACACGGGCGGACACACAGGGCACCUCAUCAUUACCAUGGGAAGGAGUGGAGGGCGCCCUAUCCCACGACCAGCCUGAGCCUGCCCUCGCGGUCGCCCAGCCCGCCCCACCACACCUACGUCUGGGCACCCAUAGGCGGCGACCGAGAUCGUGAUAAAGACCGCGAGUGGCGAGAGUGGCGUGACCGGUCGUGGGAGCGAGAAGGCGGCCGACGAGGCCGUGGACGCCAGCUACCGCCCACGCCCACUAAACCGUCCACGCUGCAGGUCAAGCAGCCGCCCCUCGCCAGAAUAAGCCACAGCCCGUCACACUUAUCGUUAAGGCAUACAGUACGAGAACCAUUAGAGCCUCUACACGAUGAGUACGAAUAUGGGCGAGAAGUUGAAAGACUGAUACACCGAGACUAUAGAUCUAGGGAAAGGCGCGGUUGGGGCUACGAGAGCGAACGCGGCGUACGCACGUACGAUGCACCGGCGCCGCUAAGCUACGAGGCAGCGCUGGCGAUGGGGCGCGGCGGCGGCGCACGGGCCCUGCCUUCACCUAGCGGCACGCGACUGCCCAAUGGGUACAAGCCGCGCACGCGUCAUUCGGACUCUGACGAGGACGACUGGUGCUAGCGGCGCCGCCGCGCGCGCUCCCAGCGGGACGUGCGCGCGCCGCCCGCCUCGCCCGCAACCCACGCGCAUACAUACUGACGUGUUGGGGACUCCACGUGUGUAUAUGUGUAGAUAGACUAGCUCGACCCGCCGGAGCGCUUCCGCGGGCGACUAUCCAAAUUCUAGUAUUUACAAAGUUUUGGAAAAUUUAAUUUUUAAUUCGCUAAAAUUUUACUCUUUGAUUUAUAUUAUGGUUAAGAUAAUCGAAGUAUAAAACAGUGCCAGGCGACUCGUUUGUGCUAGGAUUUUUACAUAAAGUUAUUAGUCUGUAUUGUAAGUAACUUUCUAUAUUAAAUUUGCACUACGAAAAAUUUACAUCAUAAUACCGCCUGCUGAAAGGAGGGGACCGAGGUCUUCGCAUUGUUCAUCAGUCCGACACUCGGUACGUCGCCGUACCUACAGCUCUAGACGACGGGACCCUCGGGAUCUCGCUCAACUCUUUUCGUAUUCCAGUUAGACGUUGGAACAAUCUAGCCUUUCAUCGUCAGACAAAUUAAUACUAGAGUAUUGUAUGAUAUAUUUACAUAGCAAAAUAAUUUUUACUUAGUUAAUAUACUUAAUACAUAAAUAACAUUUUUAUUGAAUUUGCUGUCCUUCCCCCAAGUGCUUUAUAUCUACGUUACUUAUAAAUACAAUUAAAUAAUAGCAUGGAUUGUACGUAAACUUUGAUAUUCUGCAUAAAAUUAACUAAAAUUGUUAAAUCGUGUGUAGGCCAGUCGAUAGGUACCUAGUGUUUUGUUACAUUUGGUGAUGAAGGUUGUUAUUUAGCGAAAGAAACUUUAAGCAAACUUUAAUAUUGCCCGGUAAUCUACCUUUUUAGAUGUCGUCCACACGUUUUUUAAUAUAAGAUAAACAUUGUUCAAAUUCUAUUAAUAUUUUAUUUAGUCUACGUUUAUACUUAAAUUAAGUCUUGUUUGCAUUAUAAACAUAGCCAAAGCAAAGCCUAAACCAACAUUCAACGAUUAACAACGUCGAGCUUCUAACAAAAUAGAACUUUUAAGAAACUGAACAAUAUAGGAACCUAUUUUAUUCAUGAGAAAUCCCUACUUUUCAGCGUUAACGUUUGUAAAAAUCUAGUGUUAAGUUUUUUAUCUCUUCGUUACUCUUUGUAUUGAAUUAAUAAUAAUUAAUUUACCAUCAUUUUUAUUGUGAUUAAUAACCAAAUAUCAGUUUAAAUCGUGAAAUACUUACGUUAUGGUGGCAUGCAUUCAAAUUUCAAAUAAGGACAGCUCAACUGUAAAGCGGCUUUAAUUAUAAAGCUAUAUUUUAUAUGCGACAUUAGGGAUGUUGUAGAUUUUAUAGUGUUGUCAAAGCCAAAUGUGACAUAACGUUCGUUUGACUGGAGGUAUAUGUAUUACAAUUUAUUAGGCAAUGCAAUAUAUUUAAAUUUUAUAUGGUAAUAUAUCUGAAGAGUUAUAUAUAGACCAGAAGGCUAUCACAUAUCGCAAAAGCAAUGGUGGUCUGAAAUAGAGCUAAACGUGGACUAAGCAUGUUUUGUUGGCAUAGUUUCGUGUAGUAUAUUUUAUAUUAAUGAUAUUCUUGCUUUAUGCUAAAUAAACUAACGUCAUCAAUCAAUAAUUGGUGAAAAAUAUCACCUUGCGUUGCAUAGGUUCAAAUUUCCGGUGUCUAAAGUUUCAAAUAUGGCACAAUUAUAAUAUAUAUUCCCUUUGUCAAUCAUAAAACAGUUAAUGAUCCGUGGGGAUAGUCCAUUUUUAAAUAUUUAAAAUAAUUAUAAGUCUUGAUGCGGUUUGAGGUUUACAUUUGAAUUUUACGUGGAAAACGUUUACGUAAUCGUAAUAAAAUCUUACAACAAAAUUUUAAGUUUUUAAGUUUCGAUAAUAUGUUUGUUAACUAGAUAAACCUUGUUAUGUCUUCUACAAUUAUUAAGACAAUAUUAUUUCAAACCUUGUCCAUAUUGUUUCUGCGACAUGUGCAUAGCCUUUAAACGUUUUCAAUUCCCGUAAAUCCUUCAAAAUAUUCGAAAUCUUGAGACGAAAUAUGUUAGAAAGAUUAGUUUUAAUUCGUUUGAUCACUGUUUCACCCUCAAAGGCUCAUAUUUAACAUAGGUAUAGGAAAAACUAAGCAAUGUUAUGUCCAUAAUUCAUAUUACCAAAGGCUCUUAACUCGAUACUCAUUGUUCUUUUAAUGUUUUGAACACGUUACUAUACACUAGAAUCUCCCUUAGACGUUGCUAAUCUAAUUUACAAUUUUCCACAGUAGCUUUUCUUGAAAAAGAUAUACAAAAGAAAAUGGAAUGAAUCGAUCACGGAAAAUGUUGCGAGGCAUGCUGUAGGUAUAUUACAAAAUUGUAAAUAAAUAUUUUUCUGUGAUAACAUGAUAUAAAAUUUAUUAUUAGACAGUGUGAUUGCAUAGAAACGUUAUUUAUUUUGCCGAAGCGCUGUGUUAUGGAUGAAACUACUGUCUUUCAAAUGGUUACUGCUUAUUUCAUCAUUUUCAAAUUGUAUUUUUAAAUAACAAAUGUCAGGCAUGUCUUGUGACUUACCAAUUUAAAACGGUUGUAGGUUCAUUCAAAGAUUUUUUACAAUGCUUUAGAAUUUUACGAUCUUAUCAUAAAUGUACUAUAAGCCUUAAGUAUUCAUUGUGCGAUCGCUCGUGUCGUGAUAAAAUAAAUCAUUAUAUGUACACUUAAAGCACAUUUAUGAAUAAGAUCGUUAUUGUCUUAAUACACAAAGCUCAAUCAAAUGAGCUCAAUACUUCAAUAGAAAAUAUAACGAGACAGAUGUCUUCAAGUAAAAAGCCGUAUUGAUUGUGUCUUUGUGCAUUCUGACACGUUAUGUUUUUAAUUAUAGUUUAUAGACAAUGUUUAUAAAAUCAUAGCGUUACAAACCAAUUGCUUUAAAAUUAAAACGUAAUUAUUGUUUUCGUGUAUCGUUGUUAAUGAUAAUAACAGAUUUGUAGCACCCUUCAAUGCUAUAUGUAUUCCAGUAAAAAUUGUUCCAAUUAUAUUCACGUAUAAAAGAUCUCAUUUGUAGCUUUACUUUGUUAUCAACUCAAUUUGAAUUAUCGUCUUCUUUACGUUUUACGUUGGGGCGUUAGGAUACAGCCGAUGGACUUUCAAUGACUGAGAGGUUAGAGUAAUGUUAUUCGCGUGUGCGUCUCGCUUGUGUUCGUGAUACCCUUGUUUCUACGUCGCAGUCCUAUGUGUUUAAGACAUGUAAAUAUUGUAAUAUAUAACGCGGCCGAUGUAGAGGGUCGCAUGUGAAAAUGUCUAGUGAUAUGUACUAGUUAAUUAAUGUUAGCUAGGUAAACUCGUCCCCGACUGUCCUUGAGUUUAAGUUGGGUGUUUCACUGCCUUAAAAUAAUGAACGUAUUAGUUACCUUAACUACUACAGAUAAGACAUUCAAUAUAUUUUUAAUGUAUGCGCGAUGAGGGCGAAUUUGUUUUCGACUACUUAGCAAAUUUAGGUUUUACUCGAUGUCAUUUUAAGUUAUAUUAACAUCACAAUGUAACUUUUCGUUAAUUUUGACGAUAACGCUAGUUGAGCUAGAUAAUAAAAAAUGUAAGAUAUGUAUAUUAUUAUGGCAAAUAAAUAAUCGUGUUCAAGCUAUGCUACGCGUAUCUUAAAGCUACCGAAUGUUUUUACUGAUACGAAUGGUUAUAGUAACUUGUAUUUUGUUGUAUCGAGUGCGCUUAGGUAAAUCGUAAUAUUUGAUUCAAGCGAAAUGGAGCUUCGGGCCAUAUCGCCUGCCUUAUAUUUGUAUAAUUGCGUCGUUUCAAUUGAUUCAUCAUACUUCGAUAAAUCAAUUAUUUUACUCUCGACUCCAGUAAAUUUAAAAAGUAAUUGAUUUCAACUUUAAUAAUUAUUUUAUAAACACAAACACGUUUUAUUAUUCUUAGUUUAUGUAAACUUAGGAAGAGCAUACUUUGGUUUGUAAUACUUGGAAGUACAACGCGUCAUUUUUUAAAUGGAUCAGCGCCAAUUAUCCAAUUAAAUCUUUAUGUUUAUUUCGACAAUUAACUUCGUCAAAAGUAAUAUAAAAGGUUGGCCGAAGUAUAAUGAAUGAUAAAUUUAGCAUAGAAAGUUCAUCGGCGACGAGAGAGCACCAUAGUAUGUUUUGGUACGUUUCGAUAACUUUGCAGGAUAGUGCAUCCUAAUUAUUGUAUUAAUAAAGAACCAAAUUUAAAUUAGUAUUUAAGUAAUUUAUUAUCCUAAACUAAAAAAAAACUAUACGCAUGUUUUCACUAUACUGGUAAAAAUGGUUAUGUACAAUACAAAGGAGCUAAUGUUUUAUAUAUGAAUUUGCUCGCCUGUAAAAUUUUGCAGAAUGAAUCAUAUUAUAAGAAUUGUACAAUAUGAAUAAAUGCAAGAAGACAUUUCCUCGAUAA